Molecule: messenger RNA, 1584 nt
Organism: Suillus bovinus
Lineage: Eukaryota; Fungi; Basidiomycota; Agaricomycetes; Boletales; Suillaceae
Product: glycoside hydrolase family 13 protein
Exons: 18
Coding region: 1-1584 (527 amino acids)
Biological process (GO): carbohydrate metabolic process
Molecular function (GO): calcium ion binding; hydrolase activity, hydrolyzing O-glycosyl compounds
Source: RefSeq, a predicted model, not a curated record
AUGGACCUUAUCUACCGCCAGGUCAGCUACUGGUUGGAUUGCCUGCUACUCAAAUGGGUGCCUCCAUCUCUCCCAGCGAUGCAACUUGGGCCUGGUGGAAGCUCUCAAAAUCCUACGAUGGUACAAUUUUUCACCUGGAAUGCCCGGCACCCAGACAUGAGCUGGUGGGAACAUCUUGCGAAGGAGGCCUCGCACUUGGCCGAAUUGGGGUUCACGCAGAUCUGGCUCCCUCCGCCAAACAAAGCAAUGGAACAGACGGGCCGAGGGUAUGACGCUUAUGACUUGUGGGAUCUUGGUGAAUUCGACCAGAAAGGCUCCGUUGCUACACGGUGGGGAACAAAGGAAGACCUUUUGAGAGCUUGUGAUACUGCGAGGCAAUGCGGUAUGAACGUUAUAAUCGAUGCAGUUCUCAAUCACAAACUCGGUGCAGACAGAUCGGAGACCUUUCGCGCUGUGCGCGUCGAUCCAUUGAAUCGGUUGCGGGAUAUUGAGAACGAGAGACCAAUCAAGGGCUGGACUGCAUUUGAUUUUCCUGGACGGCUUGGGAAGUAUAGUAGCAUGCGGUGGAAUUUUAAUCAUUUUACGGGGUUGGACUGGGAUGAGCUCACGCAAACCAAUGGCAUAUUUCGCAUUUCUUCCGAAGGACAUCAAGGUUGGUCAACGUGGGUAGAUACUGAGAAUGGGAACUAUGAUUAUCUCCUAGGCCUCGAUAUUGACCAUCAUCACCCUGAAGUGCGGGGUGAUCUAUUUUCAUGGGGCUCGUGGAUCCUUGACACCACAGGCGCCUGCGGGUUUAGACUGGAUGCCAUCAAACACAUGGACCGCAGGUUCCUUCUUGAGUUUAUCGAAAGAACUCGGAAUCACCCAGGCAGGAAGCGGCUGUUUGCGGUAUCAGAGUACUGGUCAGCGAACUUGCAAUCUAUAAUACCAUAUAUUCGGGCGUUCCAUGGCCAGACCUCUUUUUUUGACGUUCCACUACACGAGAACUUUCAUAGAGCAAGCAAAGCAGGUGCUUCUUACGACCUAAGGACCAUUUUUGAAGGUUCUCUGGUAAAUUUGAGGCCAGAAGAUGCUGUCACCUUUGUUGACAAUCACGAUCAAUCAUUGUUUCAGCAAGUUGGCCAAUCUCUGGAGAGCUGGGUGGACACCAACUUCAAAGCUCAAGCGUACGCUCUCGUCCUACUGCGAUGUUACGGAUAUCCAUGCAUUUUCUAUGGUGACCUGUAUCCUAAUGAUGAGUGCUUUGACGAGCGCACCUCCCGCAUUCUGAAGAAGUUACUCCUUGCGCGGAAAUCAUUCGCAUAUGGACCUAUGGUAGAUUACUUUGAGCACAGAAACUGUAUUGGGUUCGUACGCAUGGGCGAUUCCGAUCAUGCUGGGUGUGUAGUUGUGCUCAGUAAUGACCCGAUGCUGGACCUGACUAUGUCCAAAGUUCGAAUGAACGUCGGCCUACACCAAGGAGCAACGUUCCACAGCUUCUUUGACGAUACUCGAACUGUUGCAAUUGACCAUGACGGUUGGGGAGCAUUUCCUUCUUCAGAGGACUGUGUUGAGGUCUGGAUCAAAACUGAAGAAAAUCAAUAA